Molecule: messenger RNA, 1413 nt
Organism: Macroventuria anomochaeta
Lineage: Eukaryota; Fungi; Ascomycota; Dothideomycetes; Pleosporales; Didymellaceae
Product: CheY-like protein
Exons: 2
Biological process (GO): osmosensory signaling via phosphorelay pathway
Cellular component (GO): Mcs4 RR-MAPKKK complex
Molecular function (GO): phosphorelay response regulator activity; protein kinase activator activity
Source: RefSeq, a predicted model, not a curated record
GCCGCCAUGCUGCACCGCAAGAUCUGGGUCAAGCGGCCCAAUGCCUCGGCCACGCUCGUGCAGAUUGGCGAGGACGACCUGGUCGACGACGUGCGCGACAUGAUCCUGCGCAAGUACGCCAACUCGCUCGGCCGCAGCUUUGACUCGCCAGACGUCACGCUGCGCAUCGCCCCGCGCGAUGCCGGCCAGGGCCAGGAGCGCACCCUGGGGCCUGAGGAGGACAUGUGCAGGACGCUCGACGCCUACUACCCCGGCGGCCAGAACGUCAACGAGGCCCUCAUCAUCGACGUCCCCGUACGUCGCACCCCAAAGCCUUCACCGCGAGUGCCCCUCUACUACGCCCAUCACGACGAUGCUCAACAUACCCAGACCGAGUACUUCCCGCCCAUGCCCGCCGCCCAGCCUUCGCCUGCGGCGAUUGCACACGGUGCACCUCACCCUGUCCACUCGAUAGCCAUCCUCACCAACGGCGGACAGCUGCCGGCCCUGCCCUCCCCCAGCGGCGCUACAACACGGCGCGUUCAUCACGGCAGCCGGCCCAAGUACCCGCGGCAUAACACUGCCUCGCCCACUACAUUGGCCGGUGGCAUUCCCUCCUCUGCUACCAGCGUCCGUCCCCCCAACCGGCCCCGCCACGACUCCUCUGCUUCGACCGACAAGCACUCACAGCCCUCGAAUCAACCUAUACCGACUCCUCCUGCCCCCACCGACCCUCCUGUACGCAUACAACACGACACCCCUCCCACUCUCCGCCCUGCGUCACCCCGCCCAGAUAAGAAGAGGAGGAGGAAGCCAGCACCAGCAGAGCUACCGAGUCUGCCUGCAGGGCUGCUAGAUGGCUCAGUGCCUCCAAUCAAUGUGCUGAUUGUCGAAGACAACAUCAUCAACUUGCGUGUCUUGGGUGCUUUCAUGCAAAGAUUGAAGGUUCGAUGGCAGCGGGCCAUGAACGGAAAGGAAGCUGUGACAAAGUGGAAGGCCGGUGGUUUCCAUUUGGUACUCAUGGAUAUCCAGCUGCCCGUCAUGAACGGUCUGGAGGCGACCAAGGAGAUCAGAAGACUAGAGCGUGUCAACAGCAUCGGUGUGUUCAGCAGCGGCAGCAGCGAGGCGCCCAACACAAGGCUAGGACAACAGAACGGCUCAGAUGCUGAGCUGGUAGAUGACGACAAGCUGGGCGAUAGGAGCCUCUUCAAGAGCCCCGUCAUUAUCGUGGCGCUUACAGCUAGUUCGUUGCAGAGCGACAGGCACGAGGCUUUGGCAGCUGGCUGUAACGAUUUCCUGACAAAGCCCGUCAACUUCGUCUGGCUCGAGCGCAAAGUUAAGGAGUGGGGCUGCAUGCAAGCCUUGAUUGACUUUGACGGAUGGCGAAAGUGGAAGGACUUUGCAAAGGACUCCGACAGCGCCAAAGAUAAGGAU